GUGGUCCGGGUGUUCGGCACAUCGCUGUUCGAAGAGGUGGAACGGAUCGACACGUUGGACGCCAAUCAGUUGUCUACCGGCGCCGUCUCUGCCGUCGAUGAGGACGAGUCGGCCAUCGGCGAGGAACUGGUGGGCGAAGACACGUCGGGGCAGAACCUGUUCGGCAGCGCCAGAGACGCCGUCUACGAUAUCGUACGCAAAGCGGCCCAAGCGCUCAAUGGCAAUCAGAAGGAAGCGCCGGAAUCGACGCCCAAUGAGACCAAUACUGUGCCGACAAACAGGUCGACCGAUUGCUGGGAAUUGUUUGCCAUUCGUUUGUAUCCAAAAGUAGACAAAUAUCUGCGGAUUUGCGCCACAAAUGGGAACCAAUCGACGAGUUGCCUGUAUCUGAAGGCACUGUUCGGUCUGCCGUUGUAUCAGUUAAUGAUCGAUCAGUACAUGUCUGUCAACAACGUGUCGAACCCGUGGCCGCCGACCAUAAGCUCACUAUUCCAGUGCAACGCCCAGAAAAAGGAGACCAUUUCCGUCACCAAUGAGUCCAUUAAUGUGGAGUCGAGUCUCGUUUCGCGCGACUUUGAGUCGAUCGCACCGACAAAGCCUAUUGCGAACGACUGGGCGCCGGCGCCGGUAUCCUCAAUAGACUCCAUGGUUCCCGCGUUCAACAGCGCCUCCAUUCAGAUGGACAGUGUGUCGACGUUUGCCCGAUCGACGCCCUCGUCGACCUCUAUAGUGCCCACUCAUGUGGUGACCAGUGAUGGCGGUGUCGGACAACAGGCCUCCACCGAUGACCACAAAGAGUCGGCUGUUCCGCAGCCCCUGUCCAACGAGUCCACGACCGCCGACUCGUCUAAGUCUGUGUCGGCUAAUAGCGAGGACUUGUCUGCCGUCCCCCUGACGAACACAAAUAAUACUGAGACUACAGGUGCUGCCAGUGCUGAAGAUACCAGCGCUAACGUGACGACGCCUAUCACUGCUCCCAUUAAUGGUCAACAAGUGGUUCCCGCGAAUGGGCAGCCUUUGAAUGGCAACGCAAACGGAUAUCUUAUGGGUGGUGUAGGAAUGGGAGGCAAUACAAAGGAGUCGGUCGUCAUACGACUGACCAAUCGGAUCAAAUCGCUGGAAGUGAAUCUGUCUCUGAGUUCGCAAUAUUUGGAACAAUUGUCUCAAAGAUAUCGCAAACAAAUGGAAGAAAUGCAAAGAGCUUUCAAUAUAACGAUCAGU
Molecule: messenger RNA, 1221 nt
Organism: Oppiella nova
Lineage: Eukaryota; Metazoa; Arthropoda; Arachnida; Sarcoptiformes; Oppiidae
Source: the annotation of a GenBank genome assembly